Molecule: messenger RNA, 3698 nt
Organism: Cololabis saira (Pacific saury)
Lineage: Eukaryota; Metazoa; Chordata; Actinopteri; Beloniformes; Belonidae
Gene: slc35g1
Product: solute carrier family 35 member G1
Exons: 5
Coding region: 178-1422 (414 amino acids)
Biological process (GO): regulation of cytosolic calcium ion concentration; calcium ion export across plasma membrane
Cellular component (GO): endoplasmic reticulum membrane; plasma membrane
Source: RefSeq, a predicted model, not a curated record
CCGGGGCUGAGUUCACUUCUGCCCCCCCGUGGGUAAAGCAACCACCGCACGGGAGUUUCUUUCAUUUUUUUAAACCGUGACACCCGAGGUUAGUGAUUAACCUGCUCUCCUCAGUCAGUCGGCCGGCGGGAUCCCCAGCCAGCGAGGCAUGCUGCCGCCCCGCCGCCGCAUCUCAGCAUGGACGAGCCGGCCCAACACCGACACGUAGCCGUGGCGCUGUACCAAGCCGGCAGCCCUGGCAGCCCUGACAACCAUGACAACCAGACCCCCACGGCCGGGGACGAGCCCGGGGAGGAGGAGAGAGUCCACCUGCGAGGAGACUACCUGGACGAGGAGGAUGCCGGCGGGCAGGAGGAGGCAGCGGGGAGAGGUCCCGACUCCCGGCCGGGCUCCGGGACGGGCACCGGGGCCGGGGCGCUGCUGUGCCCGCCGGCGCUCUGCUUCAGAAACACGCCGGGGUCUUCCAAAGAGGAGAGCACGCAAGCAGGCUCAGGGAAACCAAAGAAAUGUCCUGGUCUGGGUUUGUUCUAUGCUUUCCUGGCCACAGUUUUCUUCUCCAUCAUUGCCCUUUUGGUGAAAACCAUCCAGGGAAUUCACGCCAUUGAGAUCAGCGCCAUACGCUGCUUCUUCCAGAUGCUCUUCGUUUUCCCAUUGCUCAUCUACCACAAGACAGGUUUCCUUGGUCCCAGAGAUAAACGUAUUUAUCUGGUGCUUCGAGGUUUCCUGGGUUCCAAUGCAAUGAUCCUGCUCUUCUAUGCAGUGCAGCAGAUGCCGCUGGCGGACGCCACCGUCAUCAUGUUCAGCAAUCCAGUGUUUACCUCCCUCCUGGCUUGGAUUUUCCUGAAGGAGAAAUGUACUCUCUGGGACUGCCUUUUCACGGCCUUUACCCUCACCGGAGUCAUCCUCAUCGCUCGCCCGCCAUUCCUCUUUGGCGAGGUCGUCGGUGGCAUCGAGGGCGACUACACAAACCACGUCAAGGGGACUAUUGCUGCCUUUGCAGGAGCGGUUGGAGCUGCCUUUACGUUUGUUAUUCUUCGUAAGAUGGGGAAGAGCGUGCACUACUACCUCUCUGUGUGGUACUACGCCGUCAUCGGCCUCACGGAGUGCAUCAUCACCGUGUCUGUCCUCGGGGAAUGGAAAAUCCCAUCCUGCGGCCGCGAUCGCUGGAUACUGGUAUUGAUAGCUAUUCUGGGCAUUGCCGGCCAGACUUUCCUCACAAAGGCACUCCAGAUCGAGAAGGCUGGCCCCGUGGCCCUGAUGAGGACCGUGGACGUGGUGCUGGCCUUUUUCUUCCAGUUCGUUUUCUUCAACCGUGCACCGACCUGGUGGAGCCUCGGAGGAGCGCUCUGCGUAGUGGCGAGCACCAGCGGAGUAGCACUUAGGAAGUGGUAUACCAACUCUCGCAAGAACUUAAAGCGGUAGCUAUACAAAGUAUAAAAUUAGCACUUAGUGUCAUUUUUUUUUGUUCUUGAUUUAUUCUGUAAUUUUCUUGUUAUUUUAAUGCAAACCAGCAAGAGAGUUCAGGCUCCUUUUAAAGGGUUUAAAUCUGAACUCACGGCUUACUUUUGUAGAUUUCCACAUGUUGACCAUAAAGCGUUAACCUCGUUAUUCAGGUUGACGCAUUUACUUUUGCACGAAUAAACAUCUCUCUGCAAGGAAUUAAAGGAAGAAAAGUCCCGGUUCAUAUCCUGCUCCAUGGAGUCAGCGGGACAAGUUGGCCUUCCUAUUUUGACCUUAUUCAAAUAUACAACUGCAUAAAACUAGCUGAACGUUCAAUUUCAGCUUUGUGGCCAAAAAUAUAAUAUGACUAUUCACAUUACAUUGAAUUACUUAAACAUUAUAAAAUACCAACUUUAUUUAAAAACAAUUUAUGGAGUAAUGCCACUUUUGAGCACAUGGGCACAACAUAUCACAAAAGAGUUCGUGUGUGUGAAAGUUUGGGGUUCCAGUGGAACAAGUAUCACUCAUCACUUACACAUUGAGAAUCCUGCAGAGCCAAGAUUGGUUGCAGUUCCUCAACUGGCCACAAGAGGGAGGCUGCAGCUGUGAGUCAAUCUCCAUUGAUUCCCAACUUCAAAGCCUAAAUAAACAUAUUUACAGCCUGUAAUUGUUUUAUUUCACACCCCACCAAAACUCUGAGGGCCUUGAAUUGUUUAGUACCACGUCAGGAGAGUUUAUAUAAAGCAUUUAAUUUAUUUCAAAUAUAACUGAUUGACAGUCAGCCUAGCCGAUGCCUAGCUGUCAUCGCUUCCUGUCCCGUGAUUAUCAUGUCUACUGGGCUUAGUGAAGCAGUUCGUAUGUUCGGAUUAAUCCAGCACUCGCUAAACGCAACUGUCAUUUUUGAUUUCACCGUCACCGUAUGUGUGACGCAGCUCUGCAGAUAUUUCGGCGGGGUUCAGCUGAAGGAGCUACGAGCAAAGCUCACUUUUCUGUUUUCUGUUCCCGCUUCUUGAGCAACAUGGCUGCACCCCAUGCAAAGAAAAACGGGCUUCAAAACCAAUGGGUCACGCGACCAAAUGCUUCAUGCAUUGUUUUAUACUGUGGUUCUGUGGUAGUGCAGUAUUGUUAGUGGCUUUGUCCAACACAGCAGAUAUUUAUGCCCCUUUGUGGUCAGAAGUGGUAUUGCUACUUAGAGUGGCUUUCAUCUAAUUGCAUUUUACUUGGCACUUUUAAAUUAAGCACUUAAAUACAUACAGCUAUGACCUAUGAGAUAGGGUAUUUGCUACUUGGAUAUUGCAAACAAUUCAGGCCACAUAUAAUGGUGCAAAACAUAAAAUCACAGUAUUGGUUAAAUGUUUUUUUUACUUCAAAAUAGGACCAUUCUCCACGAUUCUCUCAGGGAUUUCUUACUUAUUGUACACCUGUGUACACCCACCCUGAUCAUGUUCCUCCUCCUUCCUUUUCUUUUCUCUGACUUUGAAGUGCCUACUGCAGGGAACUUUAUCCUUGUUCUGUGCGAUCGACUGUGCAACUUCCUUGUACUAUGCAGCUCAGAUUAUUCUGCUAAUGCAUCUAGACAUAAAUAUGAAAUGAUUUACCUAAGAGCCUUAUUCCUGCAAAGGCCAUGCAGAUUUUUUCAUGAGCACUGGAGUCUUACUCCCAGGUUAGUUCGCUCUUAAUAUGGGGUCCAAGCAGGAAUGAUGCAGCAUUACUGUUUUUGUUCUGACAUUUUUCUCCCCCGUAACCUUUAGCGUAGCAAAAUGGCAAAAGCCACAAGACCUAAAUACGUGAAGCUUGAUGACACAGUCCUAAAUCUCCCUCUAUACUUGGACCAGAAAAUAUAGGGUGCUGCUACCAUUAUAGCCUUUUCUUUAUUUGAUUCCAAGCCCAUUCAUUGAAUUAAUCUGCAUCUUUGUCCUUUUUGAUUUUUAAAAAUGUUGGUCCUUUUUUUAAAAUCUUUUUUUUUUUCCCAUAUAUGGACAGAAACUGCUGGAGCAGUUGCUCAAAAAUACGAUACAAGAACAUCCAAAGAUUUAGCUGUAGUUCAUCCAUCAAUCCAGUAUCUUUUUAUCUUUUAUGCUGGUUCAGGUCAUGGGGGUCCAGACCUCCUUCUCAAUCAUCAAGACAAUCACAUUUGAUCACUUCCUCACAUUUUCACUUGUCACUCAUAGUGCACUCAUAGUAGGGCUGGGCGAUAUGGACCAAAAGUCAUAUCUCGAUAUUUUCUAGCUGAAUGGCGAUACUCGAUAUAUAUCGAU